Strongylus vulgaris is the source of this 155-nucleotide messenger RNA. Lineage: Eukaryota; Metazoa; Nematoda; Chromadorea; Rhabditida; Strongylidae. The record is from the annotation of a GenBank genome assembly.
AUGGCGCAGUCAAAAGGAAUUUGUCGAACUGUAUCUACUGGUGGACGGCAUCAAAUCAGUGCCGAAAAUAGCUUGCGUGUACUAACCGAACCUCACAAAUCAGCGAAAACAUUGGAUUUUAGCUUCCGUAGUUCCGGCCAACCAAUUAGGUAAUG